Molecule: messenger RNA, 2348 nt
Organism: Colletotrichum navitas
Lineage: Eukaryota; Fungi; Ascomycota; Sordariomycetes; Glomerellales; Glomerellaceae
Product: succinate-semialdehyde dehydrogenase
Exons: 4
Coding region: 489-2090 (533 amino acids)
Biological process (GO): GABA catabolic process
Cellular component (GO): cytoplasm
Molecular function (GO): succinate-semialdehyde dehydrogenase (NAD+) activity
Source: RefSeq, a predicted model, not a curated record
GUACCUAUCAUCUGUUAGUCGCCCCGCCCCGGCACUGCGCGUUAUCUUAACACACACUGAUAUCACCAACCGGGCCGGUCACGGUCAGCUAAGUGGGGGGACGUCAUCGAACGUCACCCGGAUGCGCGCAGCUCUGCAGCCAAAUAUCGUGAUACUCGACUGUUGCUUUUGCCUGAGCGAUACCACCAUAUCUGCUGCCAUUGGAGAGCCUCGACAACGUGAAUUGCCCCAGAGAGAGACGUCCCAUACUCUCAAUUGCCUCUCCUCUGCUAACUAGCUCGUCGCCAACAAGGAAGCGUUGAAGCUUCACGCUUUAGCACCGGAACACUAAGAGGUCCUCAACUUCAUCCAAAACAGACGCCCCGGCUCCCGGCAUUUCCACAGCUCUAGCAGUAAACGAGCCGAGAGCUUCCUCUUCUACUUUACUUCUGCUUCUUCUUCUUCUUCUUCUUUCCAGCCCUCCUUCCACCCUACUUCAGCUCCCCAUCAUGCCCAUCGUACUACAAAAAGCAGUCGCCCCGGCGGCACGGUUCGUACCAAGGACCUUGUUUCGAUCUGUCCGGACACCGGUCAUCCCAAUUGCCCUCAGAGCCGCCUCCACCAUGGUUCCCAAGCUCAAAGACCCGUCACUGCUGAAGCAGGACGUCUGCUAUGUCGACGGCGAAUGGGUCAAGGCCAAGUCCGGCAAGACGUUUGAUGUGAACGACCCGGCCACCGGCGAGAAGAUCGCGUCGUGCCCCGAGUUCGCCAAGGCCGACACUGACGCGGCCAUCGCCGCCGCCGCCGCCGCGUUCGAGACCUUCCGCACCAAGACGGGCCGCGAGCGCUCCAAGCUGCUGCGCCGGUGGUACGACCUCAUGAUGGAGAACGCCGAAGACCUGACGACCCUCAUCACCUGGGAGAACGGCAAGCCCGUCGCCGACGCCAAGGGCGAGGUCACCUACGCGGCCAACUUCUUCGAGUGGUUCAGCGAGGAGGCGCCCCGCAUCUACGGCGACACCAUCCCCUCCUCCGUGCCCGGGAACCGCGUGUGGACCGUCAAGGAGCCCGUCGGCGUCUGCGGCCUCAUCACGCCAUGGAACUUCCCCGCCGCCAUGAUCACCCGCAAGAUCGGCCCCGCCCUCGCCGCCGGCUGCACCGUCGUCUGCAAGGCGCCCGGCGAGACCCCCUUCACCUCCCUCGCCAUCGCCGAGCUGGGCCACCGCGCCGGCGUGCCCAGGGGCGUCGUCAACGUCGUCACCGCCCUCGGCAACACCCCCGAGGUCGGCGCCGCCCUCACCGCCAGCCCGACCGUCAAGAAGAUCUCCUUCACGGGCUCCACCGGCGUCGGCAAGCUCCUCAUGGGCCAGUGCGCCGGCACCCUCAAGAAGCUGUCCAUGGAGCUGGGCGGCAACGCCCCCUUCAUCGUCUUCGACGACGCCGACGUCGACGCCGCCGUCGCCGGCGCCGUCGCCUCCAAGUUCCGCUCCUCGGGCCAGACGUGCGUCUGCGCCAACCGCAUCUACGUCCAGAGCGGCGUCUACGACGAGUUCGCCGACAAGUUCGCCGCAAAGGUCCGCGAGUUCGCCGUCGGCAACGGCUUCGCCGAGGGCACCACCCACGGGCCCCUCAUCCACGACCGCGCCGUCGACAAGGCCGAGGCCCACGUCCGCGACGCCGAGCGCAAGGGCGCCAGCGUCGUCGUCGGCGGCGGCAGGAUGGACGCCCUCGGCCGCAACUUCUACGAGCCCACCGUCGUCACCGGCAUGACCGCCGACAUGGCCAUGGCGAGCGAGGAGACCUUCGGCCCCGUCGCCGGCCUCUUCCGCUUCGACACCGAGGCCGAGGUCGUCGCGCUGGCCAACGCCACCAACGUCGGCCUCGCCGGCUACUUCUUCUCCCGCGACAUCCAGCGCGUGCACCGCGUAGCCGAGCACCUCGAGGUCGGCAUGGUCGGCGUCAACACCGGCCUCAUCUCCGACCCCGCCGCGCCCUUCGGCGGCGUCAAGGAGUCCGGCUUCGGCCGCGAGGGUUCCCUGUACGGUGUAUCCGAGUACCAGGUCACCAAGAUGAUUACGUACGGCGGCAUGGGCCAGCCUCUUCAAGACUAGGGUGUUGGGGAAAUGUAAAAAAAGAAAAUAAGAAAUACAAAAGAAGACUAGUUAGUGGGGCGACCUUGGGAUUGGAGUUGAAAUUUAUGCGUCCAUGAUACCUUGCUCAGUGGCUUGUCAGUUGCCGUCGCCUCUCCUUGUCCUGUAUGUCUGUGCGUGUGUGUGUGUUUGUAUGUGAGAAAGAGAGAGAGAGAGAGAACGUUAGAUCUUUCACUUGGAAGUAAACUUGGUUCUCGAAAACCUUGAUAUCAUCAUGAG